CUUUAUUCAGUUGACACCAAGUAGGAGGGCUUUAUGGAGGGAGGAAAAAAAGACAACUCGAGAAAAAUUAGUAUUUUCUACCUUCAGAAAUUAAUGGCCAUGAGUUCGUAUAUGGUGAACUCUAAGUAUGUGGAUCCAAAAUUUCCUCCCUGUGAGGAAUAUUCACAGAACAGCUAUAUACCUGAUCAGGGCUCGGACUACUACAGUCCAUCGCAGGACACAGACUUUCAGCAUCCAGGGAUCUACCCACGGUCAAACUACACGGAGCAGCCCUUCAGCUGCAACACUGUGCAGGACUCCUCAGUGCAGCCACGGGGUCAUGUGCACGAGAGAGCCAGCCACACGAGCCCUUUUACCGCACAGACUGAGCAAGGGCCCCCGGUCCAAAUGGCCGGACCCCGGACUUGUGGACAGCAGCAAAACACAAAGAGUCAAAAUGGGAUUCAAGCCAAGCAGCCUGCAGUAGUUUACCCCUGGAUGAAGAAAGUCCACGUAACUACUGUGAACCCGGACUACACAGGAUCUGAGCCCAAACGGUCCAGAACAGCGUACACCCGGCAGCAGGUUUUGGAGCUUGAAAAGGAGUUUCAUUUUAACAGGUAUCUGACAAGGCGGCGACGGAUUGAGAUUGCCCACACUCUUUGUCUCUCCGAAAGGCAGAUCAAAAUUUGGUUUCAAAACAGAAGAAUGAAAUGGAAGAAGGAUCACAAACUACCCAACACUAAAGGCAGGUCUGCAUCAGCCUCCAGCCAUCUGCAAAGUAUCCAGAAGGAUAACCAGACUGAUAUCACAACUUUAUAAGAGAGGAAGGGGUCUUGUCUCUGCAAAUUAACUGUACAUAAAAAAGACAAAGGUUGCAUUUGACUUUUGCAUGGACUGAUGUCGUUUUUAGCCAUUUCUAUUUAACAAAAAAA
Myripristis murdjan (pinecone soldierfish) is the source of this 914-nucleotide messenger RNA. It is a transcript of the gene hoxd4a, whose product is annotated as homeobox D4a. Gene Ontology annotation, biological process: positive regulation of transcription by RNA polymerase II; anterior/posterior pattern specification; embryonic skeletal system morphogenesis. Gene Ontology annotation, molecular function: RNA polymerase II cis-regulatory region sequence-specific DNA binding; DNA-binding transcription factor activity, RNA polymerase II-specific. Gene Ontology annotation, cellular component: nucleus; nucleoplasm. Lineage: Eukaryota; Metazoa; Chordata; Actinopteri; Holocentriformes; Holocentridae. The coding region runs from base 34 to 801 and encodes 255 amino acids. The transcript is spliced from 2 exons. The record is from RefSeq and is a predicted model, not a curated record.